Prorocentrum cordatum is the source of this 1074-nucleotide messenger RNA. Lineage: Eukaryota; Dinophyceae; Prorocentrales; Prorocentraceae. The record is from the annotation of a GenBank genome assembly.
AUGGACCACGACGUCAUGGACGUCCUGCUGCAAGUUCCGACGGCGGUGGUAUCGUACUCGAUCCCCGGCUACAUUUGCACUGUCAUGGUCUCGCUCUUGUUUGCCGUGUGCGGCUGCAUGGCGGCCAAGGGCAACAGCAGCUUCUGUGCCUCGUGCUUUUGUUGCUGCAACGGCUGCAAUUUCGUGUUCAGCCUGAUCGGCCUGAUCUCGCUGUCCGUCUUCGUUACCGUGGCGCUGGACGACGUGGACGGCAAGCUUCGGGAGUACUUAUCGUUCUGUGACCCCGUCGCGGUCUGCGGCGAGGACCUGCACAGCGCGCGGGUCGUGGACUGCCUGGCGGCCAGCGCCUGGCCGAAGGAGUACACGCGGCACUUCAUUGGCGGUCCAAUUCUCGACCCGAAGUGUCCUCACAUUUUCUUGGCGUGCAACGGCUCGGACGCAAUGCAGUACCGCUCAGCUGAAGGCGAUGAUCUCUGGGAGCGGCCUGGCGUGUCGUCCAGAGGCGAGAAGCCGGUGGUGUGGUGGCCGGACCGGGAGCCCGAGAGGCGCCUCGCCAUCGAGCGUGCAUCGGCGCUGAGAAGAGCUUCGCUGUCCCACGGCAGCCGUGCUCAGAAGGGUGACUUCAAGCCGAGGCCGAUGCCACAGAAUCCGCUCGCGCAGUGCAACGUGUCGCACGCUGCGGUCAUCUGGCACGGGCUGUUUGAAGAGGAGCCCGAGAUGGUGGCCGCCCUCCGCGCCUACUUCACGACGAGGACCGGCAUCGCGGUGGCUCGGCAGGAGUACGGCGGCAACAGGGCUAUACUGACCUUGCCGUUGUUGGCGCUGGCUGCGUGCGGCUGUUGGUAUGGCCAGGAGCUCCGAUCGAAGAUACAGGUCGGCGGCUGGAGAUCUGGGCAUGACCAGGAAAUGAUGGUGAUGGUGCAGCAGCCCCUCAUGGUCCAGGUGCCCGAGGGCGUCCCGGCGCAGGCGCUCCAGCUGGCGGCCCAGCCCGCGGCUCAGGGGCUGCCGGCGCAGCCGUUCGUGCUGCGGCCACCAGAGGCGGUGCCCGUGGCCGCGUUCCCCGAGCACGAGUAA